Nelumbo nucifera (sacred lotus) is the source of this 2181-nucleotide messenger RNA. NCBI's taxonomy places the organism in Eukaryota, Viridiplantae, Streptophyta, Magnoliopsida, Proteales, Nelumbonaceae. The record is from RefSeq and is a predicted model, not a curated record.
AUGGCAAAGAUUGUGCAAAACGACAUCCCACUGAGAACAAUGGUGGGUUCUGAUGAUGUCGGAGAGUGGCCUCACGGCCAUCACCCCCCAACCCCAAGUGGUAGAAGAGAUAACAGAAAAAGACAGGAUUGUAUUAUCCAAGAGGGACUCAGGCAGAAUGGUAUCAUCCACGUUCUCAACUGCGUUGGCUUUAUUUGCCCCGAAUACAUUAAGUCCGACCUCGAGUACAAGACGUUGUGGUUGCAGGAUAGCCCUUCGGAGGACAUCACCAGCAUACUCCAUGAUGUAUUCGAUUACUUUGAGGACGUGAGGGAGCAGAGAGGGAAGGUUUUAGUCCACUGUUGUCAAGGUGUUUCUCGCUCCACGUCUUUGGUGAUUGCAUAUCUCAUGUGGAGGGAAGGACAGAGCUUUGAUGAUGCCUUUCAGUAUGUCAAGGCAGCAAGGGGAAUUGCAAACCCCAAUAUGGGAUUCGCCUGCCAGUUAUUGCAGUGCCAAAAGAGGGUCCAUGCUAUUCCACUGAGCCCCAGUUCGGUACUGAGGAUGUAUAGGAUGGCACCGCAUUCUUCCUAUGAUGCUCUUCAUUCCAUUCCAAAAAUGUUGAAUGAUCCUUCUUUUGCCCUGGAUUCAAGAGGAACAUUUCUCAUACAUGUGCCUUCUGCUAUCUACAUCUGGAUUAGUAGAAGAUGUGAACCCAUUAUGGAAAGGGAUGCAAAGGGUGCGGCUUUUCAGGUUGUUCGCUAUGAGAAAGCGCAAGGCCCGAUAAUAACCGUCGAGGAAGGUGAAGAACCAUCAGACUUGUGGGAUGUCUUUUCCAAUCUCCCACCUUCAGUUGGCAAGUCCAGCCACAGUCUGGAAAUUGAAUCAGCUAAGAAUAUUGUCCCCAGUGAGAGAAAAGUGGACUCCUAUAAUGUGGAUUUUGAGCUUUUCUGUAAGGCAAUCACUGGGGGUGUUGUUCCUCCAUUUUCGUCUUCGGGGCCUGAACAAGAAACUCACCUUCCUGCAAGAGAAAGCAAUUGGAGUGGUUUAAGGCGUAAGUUUAUUUCGGACAGUGUGAAAGGGUUUGUCUCAACUCCUAAGGUGUCCAUGUGUAGUCGUGUAGAGUCUAUUCAGAUUCACUAUUGAUGGUAGAUCAGAUGGUUAUGUGAACAACAAAAUUCCAAAUUUGUUUGCCAAGUCAUUACCAUUAUCACCAUCACAAUGGCCGUCUUCAUCAUCAUCAUUGCCUCCUUAUCUUUCUCCAAGUUCCACCUCUUCUGAUUCUAGCACUGGUUCCAGUUCUAGUUCAGAGUCGCCUCCAGCGUCUCCUUUGACCUCUAACAUCUUCAUGUUCUCUUGCAGCAAUGACUGCUCCCUGUACAUUGUCUAACUUGUCACUCCUUUCAUCAAAGAAGUCUCCCAUACCUAAUGGCCCAGAAGGCCCUACGCUGAAUCAUACUUCAAAUUCUUGUUCUCAGUCAACUUUAUCAUCCAAAAAACUUAUUCUGCCCCUUGAUGGAGGGGUGGUUUGUCUCCAUCUCUGAAACUGCCAACUCUAUCUGAUGUUACCCCAUUUUCGCAUAGGGUGCAAAAUGCUUCCUCAACUUCUCUUGCAACUCAACAAGAUAGUAUUGAGGGGGAGAGUGGAGCUUGUUUUUUGGGGAAAUGCAAAGAGCAAGUUUUAAAGUCCAGUGAGGUGAGUAAAAUGGAAGUGGAAGACAAAACACAAGAACGCCAACUGUAAUCAUGUUUAAGGGAGCUUGGUGGUGAUCGCCCAAACAGUGUGGAAGGAGCAUUGGGGAAAAACUAUCCAUUUUAAGAAAAUUGGGAUUUGCCCAUCCUCUCCUGUGCAGCCUACUGUAUGGCGGUGCCUGAUUUAGAAAAAAAUUGCAACAUUUGGUGCUGGCAAUCUGGAUCCAGAAGCUGCUUUUCUUUUCUUAGUUGAAAGUAUAGGUAUAGGCAAGCAUGAUGUUAGGAUUCUAUAUUUGUGGAUAGGAAAAUCUUUUCAACAUGGUAGUAUGCAGCUUCAGCUAGAUGACCACAGAGACAUAGGUGAUAUAGAAACUGGAAUCAAGUUGGUUAUUGCAUUCUUACUAAAAUGUGACUGUCAAAGGAUAUCUCCAUUAAGGUAUGGAUAAUGAAUUAUCCUUUUGUCAAAUUAUAAGUUUUGGCUCCUUCUUCCCAAAUGUUUUAGUUUUAGAUGAA